This is a messenger RNA of Aspergillus steynii IBT 23096, 2211 nucleotides long. RefSeq names its product beta-glucosidase. Gene Ontology annotation, biological process: glucan catabolic process. NCBI's taxonomy places the organism in Eukaryota, Fungi, Ascomycota, Eurotiomycetes, Eurotiales, Aspergillaceae. The record is from RefSeq and is a predicted model, not a curated record. The transcript has 3 exons. Gene Ontology annotation, molecular function: beta-glucosidase activity. The coding region runs from base 1 to 2211 and encodes 736 amino acids.
AUGCAGCAAUUCUUUCUUUCGCUGCUAGCCUCUGCGCUGGUUGCGCGUACUUCUGUCGCCGCUCCCUCCAACUGGGACACAGCCUACACACAAGCAAAAGCCGCCCUCGAGAAGCUCAGCCGGUCGGAGAAAGUUGGAAUCGUGACCGGUGUGACCUGGGAGGGCGGUCCCUGUGUCGGCAACACCCACGCCCCCAACUCAAUCGACUACCCUUCACUGUGUCUCCAAGAUGGACCUCUGGGGAUUCGGUUCGCUAAUCCGGUGACCGCAUUCCCCGCGGGCAUCAAUGCAGGAGCGACGUGGGAUCGCAGCCUGAUGCACGCGCGUGGGGUUGCAAUGGGAGCGGAGUCCAAGGGCUUGGGGAUUCACGUGCAGCUGGGCCCGGCCACUGGACCGCUGGGGAAGAACCCCGACGGAGGCAGAAACUGGGAGGGAUUCUCGGUCGACCCUUACCUCACCGGUGUGGGGAUGAAAGAAACCAUCCUGGGCAUGCAGGAAUCCGGAGUCCAGGCCUGUGCCAAGCAUUGGCUGGGUAAUGAGCAGGAACAUUAUCGUGAGACUAUUAGCUCGAAUAUGCCCGACCGGGCCACGCAUGAGCUGUAUGCGUGGCCGUUCAUGGAUGCGAUCAAGGCUAAUGUGGCCUCCGUAAUGUGCUCUUACAACAAGGUGAAUGGAAGCUGGGGCUGCGAGAGUGAUGCUAUUCUGAAUAAGCUCUUGAAGGAGGAGUUAGGAUUUCCUGGGCAUGUUCUGAGCGAUUGGAAUGCCCAGCACACUACUAUUAAUAGUGCUGUUUCUGGGCUCGACAUGACCAUGCCGGGAAGUGACUUCAACACGCCGCGGGGCAACCUGUUCUGGGGAAAGAAUCUCGAGGCUGCAGUUGCCAAUGGAAGCGUCCCUGAAUCCCGCCUCAAUGAUAUGGUCACUCGGAUUCUGGCCGGAUGGUAUCUUGUCGGCCAGGAUCAGGGAUACCCGGAGGUAGCCUUCAGUUCGUGGGAUGGUGGCAAGGCGAACGUCGACGUGACGGCCGAUCAUGGCUCGAUCGCACGUACUGUCGCUCGUGAUUCAAUUGUUUUGCUGAAGAAUGACGAGCAGGCACUGCCGUUGCAAGCACCUGGUAGCUUGGCCAUCAUCGGUCAGGAUGCGAUUGUGAACCCCGAUGGUGCUAAUGCCUGCAGUGACCGUGGCUGCAACAAGGGCACGUUGGCCAUGGGAUGGGGAAGUGGAACUUCUGAGUUUCCGUAUCUCAUCGCUCCUCUGGAUGCGAUUAAGGAACAAGCAGCUAAGGAUGGCACGACGAUUGUUCCGAGCACCACCGAUGAAGCCGCUGCCGCAGCCUCUGCCGCAGCUCAAGCAGACGCAGCAAUUGUGUUCAUCAACUCCGACGCAGGCGAGGGAUACAUCACCGUGGAAGGACAUGCAGGCGAUCGAAACCACCUCAACCCGUGGCACAAUGGCAAUGAGCUGGUCAAGGCUGCAGCGGAGGCCAGCGACAACGUGAUAGUUGUCGUCCACAGCGUCGGGCCAAUUCUCCUCGAGUCGAUACUAGCGCAUUCAUCUGUCAAAGCCAUUGUAUGGGCUGGUCUGCCCGGCCAGGAAAGCGGAAACGCCCUGGUCGACGUUCUGUACGGAGACACUUCACCAAGCGGAAAACUACCAUACACUAUCGCCAAGGAAUUCAACGACUACGGUGCUCGUUGGGUUGAUGGCCUGAACGACGACUUCACCGAGGACAUCUUCAUUGACUACCGUCAUUUCGACCAGAACGGAAUCGAGCCACGCUACGAGUUCGGCUUCGGUCUGUCUUACACAACAUUCGAAUACGCCGAUUUGGCCGUGAGCGUCUUCACCACUUCAGGCCCCGCGAUAGGACAUGUCGUUCCCGGUGGUCCAGCGGAUCUGUUUGAAUCCGUUGGUACUGCUUCUGUCAUUGUGACUAACAACGGCACUACUGACGGCGCCGAGGUGGCUCAGCUAUACCUUGGCUUGCCAGAAUCGGCACCGACCACCCCGCCUAAGCAGCUUAGAGGAUUCGACAAAGUCGAUCUUGGCGCGGGUCAAUCGGCACAGGCUACCUUUGAGCUCACCAGACGAGACCUCAGCUACUGGGAUGUUGCUUCACAGAAGUGGGUCGUCCCGAGUGGAGAGUUCAAGGUGUAUGUGGGUAGCUCGAGUCGGGAUAUUCGAGAGCAGAGUAGUUUUACCGUUGCUUAG